AUGAAAGCCAAGGCCACGACUGGCGACGUGUCUGCGCUCUUGCUGGAAAAGAAUCAGGAAAAAACAUUCCGUAAGAGUCGCGUCACGGGGACACGCACAAUUGAAGUGGCGCUCGCAGAGAUUCAGAUUAUCAAGCACAAUGUAUACGUUCAGCGUAAAGAAAGGUCGCUGCCAGAGGACGAGAUUUCUAUUUGCUCUUGUAAGCCACCAAGGAACGAGCAUGAGAUGGGAUGUCUUGAUGACUGUUUGAAUCGAGCGGCUUUGGUGGAAUGCAUAGCAGGGUAUUGCAAGAGUGGCGACCAAUGUGAUAAUAUGAGGAUACAGCGUGGUGUCAUGCCUUCUACUCAGCUUAUCAACUGCGGGAACAAAGGUCUUGGAAUGAAGUUGCUGGAAGACAUCAAAGCAGGCUCGUUCGUAAGCGAGUAUAUGGGUGAGAUCGUGACAGAGCAAGAGUACCACAUGCGACGAGUGCUUUACCAUAAUGAGAAACACCGCUACAUGAUGGUGUUAAGCGGCGGUGAAGUCAUUGAUGCUACGCGCAUGGGCGGGUGGGCACGCUUCAUUAACCACAGCUGUGACCCAAACUGCAGAGUAGAGAAAUGGGACGUUAAUGGUGAAGAAAGAUGCGCUAUUUUCGCUCUACGUGAUAUCGUUGCUGGCGAGGAGCUGACGUUCGAUUAUAAAUUCGAGUCUUUUAGCAAAGCCGAAAUAACAGAGUGUCUUUGUGGAGCACCGACUUGCCGGAAGGUGAUUGGAAUGAACAAUCGAGUAGCAAAGGUGAACAAGACGUUCAACAACAAAAAGAUGCAGGGUACGGCGUCGCCUAUUGUAGGCUCGAAAUCGCUUGACCCCGUUAUUGGAUCGAAAUCAAGAUCAGCUCAAGGAGUAAAGAAAGCAGAAGCUCUGAUGCAACGAAUGGCGCGGCAGCGUCUGUUGAGCAGCAGUGACAUCCGCGUACUGCGUCGGUCGCACGUAAUGCUCGAACGCAACUUGACGCAGCACAUGGAAAACGAUUUUGAUCAUUUGGCACUAUUGCCAUACUUUAUCACCAAGCAUUCGUCCAUGAUGAAGCACGCACCGGAAUUGAAACAUGUGCCCGAUUUUUUUAGCUGGAGAGAUUUGCCUCAUUUUCCAAAAAAGGCUCGUCUUCUACCUCGAAAGGCCAAAGUUGCUCGACUGUGUAAAAUCGCCGAGACAUUGCAAGCUCGUCAGAAACAGCAGCAAUAA
Messenger RNA from Peronospora farinosa, 1227 nucleotides. Lineage: Eukaryota; Oomycota; Peronosporomycetes; Peronosporales; Peronosporaceae. The record is from the annotation of a GenBank genome assembly.